Parus major (Great Tit) is the source of this 2853-nucleotide messenger RNA. It is a transcript of the gene F3, whose product is annotated as coagulation factor III, tissue factor. Gene Ontology annotation, cellular component: membrane. Bases 16 to 1047 code for a protein of 343 amino acids. Gene Ontology annotation, molecular function: protein binding. The record is from RefSeq and is a predicted model, not a curated record. The transcript is spliced from 6 exons. Gene Ontology annotation, biological process: blood coagulation. NCBI's taxonomy places the organism in Eukaryota, Metazoa, Chordata, Aves, Passeriformes, Paridae.
UCCCUUUCCUCGAAGAUGCCCCGCUGUGCUUGCUCAACCCGGCGGUGCCCGAGCGCUUCCGCCGCGCUCCGGUCCCCUCGCCCCCGCUGGGCGGCCCCGGGGCGAGCCCGCAGUCCCGCCUCUGCCCUGCCCUGCUCCAUAUAUGCCGCCGGCGGCCGCCCUCCGCAGCUCGCUCUCCGCGCCAGGAUGAUGCUGCUCAGCGCCCCGCGCCAGGCGCUGCUGCUCAGCGCGCUGCUCUGGCGCCUGGCCGCCGCCGAUGAUGAAAAACCACCAACAGCAGUCAAUAUAACUUGGUCUUCAAUCAAUUUUAAAACUAUACUACAGUGGCAACCAAAACCAUCAGGCUACUUCUAUACUGUAGAAAUACACGGACGGACAUCUGACGUAAAGAGAAAAUGCAUACUGACAUCAGAAACAGAGUGUGAUGUUACUGAUGUGCUCGAGAAUGUAAAGGAGACCUAUACAGCACACAUACUGUCUGUAAAUCCUGCAGUGAUAGACAACUUUGAAGAACCACCUUUUGCAGUCUCUGAAAAAUUUACACCUUAUAGUCAGACUGUUAUUGGAAAACCAGAGAUAAAGGAUUAUUCACAAAAAGGUUCCAAACUGAAUGUCGUGAUCGAAGCUCCACUUACACCAUAUACAUUUCCUAAUCGAAGCUUUCGAAGUAUUCAAGAUAUUUUCCAGCAUGACCUGGAAUACAAACUCUAUUACUGGAAAGAUCAAAGUUCUGGAAAGAAAGAUGUAACUACAAAAAGCCAUAAUUUUGAAGUAAACAUUGACAGUGGAAAGAACUAUUGCUUCUAUGUCCAGGGAAUCAUUCCCUCCCGCAGAGAAAACCGUAAUGGCCAAGAAAGCAUGGUGCUCUGUACCAGUGGAGGAAAGAAUAUCUUAGAUGAAUAUGGAACAGAAGUCUUUAUCAUCCUAGCAGUGAUAGCAGUUGCAGUCAUCACUCUUGCCAUUGUCCUUCCAGUGGUUCUGUGUAAACGCAAGAAAGCAAAGAAAGCAAGAGCUAUGAGAGAAAAGGAGCUGCUUAAUGGUGCCUAAGGAAAAAGUACUGCAGACACUACUGGCAGUACCAAAGCAGAAAAAUACCCAACAACAAAAAACCUAAAAUGGGUAAUUGGGUAGAGCCUUUCAGGCUCUCUGAAACAGGAAUUCUGAAGCCCAAACUUUAUGUGGAUUAAAAAAUCCACUAGACAGUACAGAUGAAACCAGGUAUCAGGAAGCUCUGUGUCAUUAGUGGCCAGAGGCUGCAAGAGCAUCCUGGUGAUCUGUUACAAUCAUAGAAUUAUAGAACGCGCUGAGUUGGAAGGGAUGCACAAGAUCAAGUCCAACUCCUGGCCCAGCACAGCACCAUCCCCAAGAGUGCCUGAGAGUGUUAUCCAACAGCUUCUUGACCUCUGCCAGGCUGGUGAAGUGACCACUGCCCUGGGGAGCCUGUUCCAGUGCCCAAACACCCUCUGGGGGAAGAACCUUUUCCUGAUAUCCAACCUAAACCUUCCCUGAUUCAGCUUUGUGUUGUUUUUUGAGUCCUGUCACUGGUCACAAGUGAAGAGGUUAGCACCUGCCCCUCUGCUCCCUUUGGUGAUAUUGAAGACCAAAAUGUCGCCCCUCAGUCUCCUUUUCUUCAGGCUGAACAGACCAAGUGGCCUCAGGCACUCCUCACACAGCUUCCCUUCCAGACCCUUCACCAUCCUUGUUCCCCUCCUUUGGACCCUCUCCAACAGCUCAGUGUCAGUUUUAUAUUGUGGCACCCAAAACUGGCCCAGCCCUGGAGGUGAGGCCGCCCCGGUGCAGAGCAGAGCGGGACCAUCCCCUCCCUCGCCCGGCUGGCGAUGCUGGGCCUGGUGCCCCCAGGACAGGGAUGUCCCUCCUGGCUGCCAGGGCUGUCUCACCUUCACCUUUCCCUUGACCAGGAGCCCAGGUCCCUUUCUGCAGCACUGCUCUCCAGCCUCUCAUUCCCCAGUCUGUCUGUACAUCCAGGGUUGGCCCAUCCCAGGUGCCGAACCCUGCACUUUCCCUUGUGCAACUCCCUAGAGCUGGUGAUUGCCUGUCUCUAAAUUGUCACGGUCCCUUUGCAGGGAGAUUUCUCCUAGACUGUUCCCAAGCCCCUUCUAUUAUCCUGUCAAACAGGAUUCUCAGCUAGAGGUACUUCUAACUUGAUCAGUAUGGCCUUAUUGAGCCAGAAGAUUUAUGGUACUUGUGAGGGGAAAAAACACUACUUUUGAAAAAUAGGUGUCCUUUACCUAACUAAAAGGAACAUUUUUCUGUUUCUAUGAAACAAACUCUGUAUUUAUCUGCCUUUUAACAAUAUUAACUGGUGAAAUGAUCUGUUAGUUCAGAUGUGACAAAAUUGCUACUAUUAUUUCUGCACUUCUUGGAUAAAAUUAACUUGGUCUGUUUAUCUUUUGAUGUAGACAAAGGUAAACAAACUGAAACUACUGCACUGGCAACUUGUAAGAAACACUAUUGAAGCAGUACUUGCUAUUAUCUGGAAAGUAUAUCCAAUUACACUACACCUAGAGUUAUACAGACGGGAGUCUGAUAUUUCCAAGUAAAUGCCAGAACAAAUACUUUGCAGGCUUUGAGUCAGUAGUAACUCACUUCAGCAAGCACUGAAUAGGUAGCAGUGUUUACUGCACUUUGAACAUAAUUUUUAACUAAGCAGUUGAUGAAUGGUUUCUGUGGUAUAGGUUCAAAUCAUCUUGGUGAUGGGAUUUGGAGAUACCUGUUGCUUUGACUUUUAGUAUUUAUUUUAUAGAUGAGAAUCUAAUUUUUAUACUGGUGUUAUCUGUAUUUAUGAUGGUAAUUUAUACUUUUCUAGUGAAAUAAAGGUGACUGGAAACAUAA